UUUGCAGAGAUCAAACCAGGGGAUUCGAUUCUGGAUUGGCCUACGAGGAAGAGGAUUGCGUUAGGUGCAGCACGAGGGCUUGAGUAUCUUCACGAGCAUUGCAACCCGAAGAUCAUACAUCGUGAUGUGAAGGCAGCGAAUGUGUUGCUCGAUGAAGAUUUCGAAGCAGUGGUUGGUGAUUUUGGUUUAGCCAAACUGGUUGACGUUAGAAGGACUAAUGUGACCACUCAGGUUCGUGGGACGAUGGGUCACAUCGCACCCGAGUAUCUAUCCACGGGGAAAUCAUCGGAGAAAACCGAUGUUUUUGGGUAUGGAAUUAUGCUUCUGGAGCUCGUAACGGGGCAAAGGGCGAUUGAUUUUUCAAGGUUGGAGGAAGAAGAUGAUGUCUUGCUGCUUGACCAUGUAAGUGUUCAU
Messenger RNA from Tarenaya hassleriana, 414 nucleotides. RefSeq names its product probable LRR receptor-like serine/threonine-protein kinase At5g10290. Gene Ontology annotation, biological process: protein phosphorylation. NCBI's taxonomy places the organism in Eukaryota, Viridiplantae, Streptophyta, Magnoliopsida, Brassicales, Cleomaceae. The annotation marks the transcript as partial. Gene Ontology annotation, molecular function: protein tyrosine kinase activity; ATP binding. The transcript has a single exon. The record is from RefSeq and is a predicted model, not a curated record.